AUGGCGGCUGCAACACGUAUAAUCGAAGUCUCGACGCCGGCUAUUGAUUCCUUGAUGAUCCCCUUUUGCUGCGCAACGUCCACCCCCAAAGUUAUGCAAGAAACCAUCCACAAUCUGACCCGCGAGGUCAUUACAGCUGCUAAAAUCUUCGACAAAAGCCUUACCCAUGUCACAAUGAUACCAAUCCUGCGCGGAGCACUGCCCAUGUUUAUUGCUGCGCAGCCUCUGUUUGCGUCCACCUCAUGCAUCCUCGUGCGAUGUAGCAAGAAGAAAGGUUCCAAGGACGUGGUCGUUGAAUGGCAGGGCCGAAGGCCGUUCCCUCUAGAAGAUGGCGACGGGAAGAUUGUCAUUUUAGACACUAUCAUUGCUACGGGAGAUACGAUUAUCAAACUCUGUGAAGAUCUCUGGGUGAUGUCUGGUGCGCGAAUGGAGCAGUCAGUAGUUGUCAUGUGUUGCUAUGCGGCUCCCAAGGCUUUGGAGCGGAUCUCAAAUCACCCAAUCGUGCAUUAUGUAGUUGUUGCGAAGAAGGCGGAGGGAUGUGACGAAGGGGGAUACCUUAUUCCUUAUACUCAUGGGGAUAUUGGUGACAAGGUAUAUGGCAAGGCGAGGGGUUGGGAGCCGGUGGCAGUCAUUGCAGACGGGCAGGACACGCAGACUAUGCUAAAUGAGGUGAUGGAUUUACUCAUUAAAAAUGGCGGACUAUGGGAGCUUACCCCUGAUGGAACUGGCAUUGAACGCAGCAUUAAAUUUCCAACGUUUAAGAUGGCUUGGGCAAGUGAGAUACCGGAUGAGAUUUACAGGAUAUCCUUUGCUAACUAUAUGAAGGCCUUCAUGGAACGUGUUGCGGCUGCAGCAGCUACAUAUCGACAUCAUCCAGAAUGGACAAAUGUCUACAAUAAAGUCUCUAUUCGCUGGACGACACACCAGCCAAAGGGCCUUACAGAAUUAGAUGUGAAGCUGGCUAAGCUAUGUGAUGAUUACACUAAAAUCUAA
Microsporum canis CBS 113480 is the source of this 993-nucleotide messenger RNA. RefSeq lists its product as hypothetical. The transcript has 2 exons. The record is from RefSeq and is a predicted model, not a curated record. The coding region runs from base 1 to 993 and encodes 330 amino acids. Gene Ontology annotation, molecular function: 4-alpha-hydroxytetrahydrobiopterin dehydratase activity. Gene Ontology annotation, biological process: tetrahydrobiopterin biosynthetic process. NCBI's taxonomy places the organism in Eukaryota, Fungi, Ascomycota, Eurotiomycetes, Onygenales, Arthrodermataceae.